AUGAACUUGCGCUCCAGCGAAAUCACACAGGCCGCAACAACGCCAGACGAUCCAACUCCUUGCGACCAGAGAACCAUGCAAGCCCCCCAUCACCGCAAAAUUGAACUCCAAUCCACCGCCGACCUCGCCUACCUCUACACCAACACCCUCAACCUCUCCCGCCAGAAACUAGACCUCCACUUCCCCCCCUCCGCCAACAAUGACGCUGACGACCCCAUGAAAGCGCGCGUCCGCGAACUCGUCGACGACUUCAUCACCAAAACAUUCACAUCCGCCAUCCCCUCCAUCAGCAUCAACGGUCUCGACACAUCCUCCGCCGCAGCGAUAUCAAAACAAACGCAGCUAGCCGACUUCUUGUCCACACGUGAACAGGUCGAAUACGAACCGUACGACGCGCAUCUAGCCUCUAGAGUCACAAGUUUAUACGCGCAGUUGGAAUCCCUUACGACCACGGUAGCGCAGCUGCGGAGAGAUGCACCGGUCAGCGCGGCGAAGAAGUACGCAGAGAUGCUGCGAGAUGCGCUGGAAGAAGAUGAUAAAGAAGCAGAGGACGAUGCUGCGGAUCUUGAGGCGCUGAUUCGUGAGGCUCAGGGAUCGGAUGGGAAGGGGUUGGAUUGGGCGCGUAUCCAGCAGCAGCGGCCCGAGUGGAUAUUAGAUGUACCGUUUGGCAAUGAGCGGGAGCGGGAGAGGUGGCGCAAUGGAGAGAUCGGCGAGACAUACGCAGAUGGAUUGAGCAUGCUAGUGCGACUGCAAGGCGAGGCCACUCUCAGCAAAGACGGCGAUGAUGGAGAUGCGGGCAGCAGCAAGGGCCUUGCGGCGACUGCAGGGAAGGUUGAAAGGGCAAGACGGGCUGCGGAGGUUGUUGAGAAAAUGUGA
Messenger RNA from Uncinocarpus reesii 1704, 876 nucleotides. RefSeq lists its product as uncharacterized. Lineage: Eukaryota; Fungi; Ascomycota; Eurotiomycetes; Onygenales; Onygenaceae. Gene Ontology annotation, biological process: mitotic sister chromatid segregation. Bases 1 to 876 code for a protein of 291 amino acids. The transcript has a single exon. Gene Ontology annotation, cellular component: kinetochore; MIS12/MIND type complex. The record is from RefSeq and is a predicted model, not a curated record.